GGCAGUGUGUAAAACUAGUUUGCCAACACCGCAUUAACACCAAAGAAGAAGAAGAAGCUAAUCUGUGUUGUUAGCAAGUCGACAAUAAAUAAACUGAAAAACGUAACACAGUGCAGACAUGUCAGCAGAUACUAAGAUUGCCGAGCUGCUCACAGAGCUGCAUCAGCUCAUCAAACAGACCCAGGAGGAGAGGUCACGCAGUGAACAUAAUCUGCUCAACAUUCAAAAAACACAUGAGAGGAUGCAGACAGAAAACAAGACUUCUCCAUACUACCGGACAAAGCUUAGAGGACUGUACACCACAGCCAAAGCAGAUGCUGAGGCAGAGUGCAGCAUUCUGCGUCAUGCUCUUGAUAAAAUAGCGGAGAUCAAGUCUUUGUUGGAGGAGAGGAGAAUAGCUGCUAAGAUGGCGGGAGUUUAUAGUGACAGUGACCCUCCCAGAAAGACGAUGAGGCGAGGCGUCCUGAUGACGCUCCUCCAGCAGUCGGCCAUGACGCUCCCCCUGUGGAUUGGCAAGCCGGGAGAGAGCCCGCCUCCUCUGUGCGGGGCCACCCCAGCCAGCAGCGACUACGUGGCCAAACAGGGCGACAAGGUGGCAGCGAGGGUGAAGGCCGUGGACGGAGACGAGCAGUGGAUCCUGGCUGAGGUGGUCAGCUACAACCACUCAACCAACAAGUAUGAAGUGGACGACAUUGAUGAAGAGGGCAAAGAGAGACACACUCUGAGCAGACGGCGGAUCAUCCCUCUGCCUCAGUGGAAGGCCAACCCAGAGACGGAUCCAGAAGCUCUGUUCAGCAAGGACCAGCUGGUGCUGGCCCUCUACCCCCAGACCACCUGCUUCUACCGGGCCCUCAUCCACACUCCACCACACAGGCCUCAGGACGAUUACUCAGUGCUGUUUGAGGACACAUCGUACGCAGACGGUUAUUCUCCUCCACUCAAUGUGGCACAGAGAUACGUGGUCGCCUGCAAAGAGAACAAGAAGAAGUGACUGACGACUGGAUAUCAGGGCGCCAAAGGAUGAAGAUGAAGCCUGUUUGGGAGCAUUGUUGUAUUUUGAAAUUGCAUCGAUCUCCAUUUUUAUAUAAAAAGAUGUUCAGAAAUAUCGGUCAAAACUCAAAUUAGGCUCUCAUGCUUUUGUUUCAAAUAAUAUGGUGCAGGUUCUGGUCCACUGAUUGAUCACUAAAGGUGAUAAUAAAUUGAAAAACCUAUGUUGAGGUGAGCUGAGGUGAGAGACACCAGUCAGUCAAGGAAAACCUCUCCUGAACAGACCUUUGUUUUGAUACUAGACUGUCAAAAUCGCCACCAAGAUAAGAUUACUACUACUACAUACUUUGCAGUGUGGAACUGGGACACAGCAACUGAGUUUGUAUUCUAGAAGAGAGCGAGCAGCAUCUAGCGGCCAGCAGAGGAACAUUUUACUGAAAACACCAGCUGGAGCACCCAGCUGAUUGCUUAUUCUGCCUUGAAGGGCCUAAACUGUACAUUUUUUACAUGUCAAGUGUUGAUGAUUGUUGUGUGAAACAAAAACUUUGAGACCAAAAUGUUUUGAUGUUUUUUCUUCAGGCACACAACACAUUUAAAGUUCAACCUUCAUCCCUGGAAUCAGCAACGUCAGGACAUUUACUUAAGAACUAGCACAAAUUUGAAGUACUUAUACUUUGUGUUUUCAUGUAAUCUUAUACUUCACUACAUCUCAGAGGGAAAUAUUGUACUUUUCACUCUACUGUAUUGGUCACUUUCACUACAAAUUAAGAUUUUUGCACACAUAACAGAGUUCAUAAAAUAUGAUGUUUUGUAGUGAAUUAUACCCAACAGUUUAUACAAGUACACCUGAAACAAUUAGUACAUCAAUCGAUCAACAGAAAGUUAUUUGGAAGGUUUUGAUGAUUUUCUCUAUUUUUACAAACCAAACAAGCUGUCAAUUAAUGGAGAAAAUAAUCAGCAGAUUAAUCCAUAAUAAAAAUAAUUAUUAACAGUUCAAAGUGAGCUCCACCUCAUCCGACUACAACGGUAAAAUUCUGCUUUUACAUCAAUUUAUGAGUCAUGAUAAUCUAAUGUUAUCGUAUUUAACUAUAGCAGUCACAGGGGACAUUUUUCUACUUCAUUUCCAUGAUUAUACUUAAAAUACCUUUACCUUAGUAACAAGUGUUGACCAUGCAAAAAAUAUGUUACAUUUCACCCUUAGAUAAAUUACUUAAGUAAGGUACCAAAAGUAAAAGUACUCAUCAUACAGAAUGCUUCAUUUUAGAAUUAGGCUAUAUAUACUAUAUUACUGGAUCAUAAUUUAUACAAUAAUGUGUUCAUCACAUUACUGUUACAGCUGGUAAAGGUGGAGCUCAUUUUAAUGCCUUUAUAUGCUACGGGGAAGUUUAUAAUAAAUACG
Messenger RNA from Epinephelus moara (kelp grouper), 2386 nucleotides. It is a transcript of the gene sgf29, whose product is annotated as SAGA complex associated factor 29. The record is from RefSeq and is a predicted model, not a curated record. The coding region runs from base 119 to 991 and encodes 290 amino acids. Gene Ontology annotation, cellular component: SAGA complex. Lineage: Eukaryota; Metazoa; Chordata; Actinopteri; Perciformes; Serranidae. The transcript is spliced from 10 exons.